This is a messenger RNA of Phytophthora nicotianae INRA-310, 2226 nucleotides long. RefSeq lists its product as hypothetical. The coding region runs from base 227 to 2068 and encodes 613 amino acids. The record is from RefSeq and is a predicted model, not a curated record. Lineage: Eukaryota; Oomycota; Peronosporomycetes; Peronosporales; Peronosporaceae. The transcript has a single exon.
GGUCAAUGCUACGUAUCUUUUUGAAACACCUGUCUCCGCUUCAACUGUCUACCAUAUGUUGAUUGGUCGAAAGUAUAUCUAUUCUUUUUGGCGAAUGGGACACUUCCAUCUUUCGACCAAUCGUCGUCCGUUCUCGCUUCAAGUGUCCAGUCCAUAGUGGACCCAAGUCAAGUGCUCGAGGAGUGCCUCUCACUUGCGAAAAAGACGCGAAGCAGCGAAGAAGGCGAUGGACCCGCACUCUAUGGGGAUGCAGGGCGGCGGGAUGUCGAUGCCCAUGUCCAUGGGUAUGGGCGCUGCCAACCCGCAGUCCAUGGGCAUGGGUAUGAACCCUCAAGCGAUGUACAACCAGCCCCAGAUGAUGAUGAACAGCAUGCCUAUGGGCUCCAUGGGGAUGACCCAGAUGAACCCGAACGUCAUGAAUCCGCCCCAAGUGAGCGACUGGCGCAUCCAGCUGACGAGGGAACACCGUGCCAACCUCAUCGCCAAGAUCUACAACGAGAUGGUGCGCGUAUCAGCCGACCCCGUACCGGGUAUUAAGCUCUGGAUGAACGUGUCGUGGUAUGAAUUGUCGCUGUACAAGGAGUCGCCCACACAGGAGGUCUACAUUAACAAGAUAUUCACACGGCUAAAGUCACUGCGAGCACAGCAGUCGGAUAUGAACGCGGCCAUGGCGGCACAGGGACUGCCCAAUCAGGGUAUGCUGUCCAGACUCGACUUUUCUUACUAUAACACACUCAAUCUGAACCAGAGAGGCGCCAAUGGGGGACAAGUGAGUAGCUAUCCUGGACACAAUCAAGUAAGUGCACCUGGGCCCCACCCGGGAGCUCAACAACAGCAACAGCCGCAACAGCAGCAGCAACCGAAGCCGGUAUCUGCUAGUAAUACCCCAGUGAAAACGGAAACGGCGAGCUCGGGUAACUCGGUGGCCGAGUACUGGCAGCAGCAUGCGGCGCUACGGGCAAAACACCAGGGAGAUGUUGAGAAGGUGCACAACGCCUUCAAGAAGUAUGUGGAUCACAUGAAGGGACAUGAUGAGACGGAGCAGAAGAAGAAGCUGCGAUAUCUUCUGAGCUAUGUGGAGCUCUGCGCGAACAUCUUGAACGAAGACAAGACCACACACCCGCCCCGGAAGAUUGAGGAGCUGGACAAGGUCUUCAAGUACAUCGUCAAGAUCGUCAACCCAUACUUGAAAAAGCUGCGUACUGAGACCGACAAGCGCAGCUAUCCAAGCAGUGAUAUCAGUAGCAACCAGCACGCCACAACAACCGGCCCCGGUGUACCCACAUCUUCUGGAGCAACAACAAGUUCGGGCUCCAACACAAUGCCCUCGGGUGGUUUCAGCAAUGCUAUGGCGCAGGCUCAGUCUGCAGGGCAGAAUCAGCAACCAAACGCGGUGAACACGUCAGCGCAGAUGCCUCAGCAAAAGCAGCAGCAGUAUAUGAUGCAGCAGCGUGCUCAGCAAAUGCAACAGCAGCAACAAAUGCAGGCCCAAGCUCGCCAGCAGCAGAUGAUGCAGCAACAGCAAAUGAUGCGACAGCAGCAAAUGCAGCAGAAGGGUCCUCAGCAACAGUUUUCGGCUCAGCAAGCGAACCAAAUGAAGCACCAGCAACAACAGAAUAGUCAGAAUGCCGCCAACCAGCAGAGUGGCCAGCAGACGCAGCAGCAAAUGGGACAGCAGGGUCCUGCUCGGCCACAGCAGCCAAACCCGGUACAACAGAAGCCUCCGCAGUCCCAGCAAACCCAACCUCAGCAGAACCACAACCAGAACCAAAACCAGCAACCCCCAACGUCGCGAGGAGAGAGCCCGUCGAUCAGUUCCGGGCUCAGUUUGGGUCUGGAUGACUCGCUAUACGGUAGUAUGAGCAACGACUUGUUACAGAUGCCAACGCCCUCCGGAACCUCGGGCGGCCUCAUGGACUUCUCCAACGCUUUGUCGCCCACCAACUUCGGUGGAAUGGACUUGCUCGACUGGGACGACGGCACUGGCCAGGGAACAUCCGGUCAAGGCGGCAUUGGCACGUCGACAGGCGACAGCUCAGACCUCAUGACAUUCGUGGAGACGCUGUAGAUGGUAGAAUCGCUCGAUGGAGGACAACGUGUCCUCUAGUCUACUAGGUAAUUGUAAUUCUCAAUUUUCAAGGCAGGGGCUUCCCUUUUCUAUCGUAACAUUGUCAACUGUAAUAUUGUGGGGGAAGUUGAAGUCAAUCGACGACGCUGAACGCCCGC